AUGUCGCCACUAGACUCGCUUCUCCUCCUAAUCAGCCUCCUACAACUGAGAUCCGCGGUUGCCAGUGACUUUUCCGCAAUGAGUGCCGAGUUCAAACAGUGUGUUCGCGGUGCCCAGCAGCCCAAGCUGGGUGAGUGUCUCGGCCGAUCCGCCCUGAACUUCAUCCAGCGAUUGGAUGAGAGCGAUAAUGUCAGAUUCGUGGAGGAUUUCGUGACGGUGAAGAGCGAGGCGCCGGCGGUGAGAUCGCUGGCCAAUGUUCUCGACACAGACCCUGUGGACUUUCGUGGAAUUUUGGAGAAUGCCGGUGCCGUGAUGGGCCAGCGGAGUCUAGAGUGGCACAUGGACGGAUUGUACCCGGGCUUAAUGUUCAAAAUCGGGCCCACGGCGGAUGCGAAUAGUGUGGCUGAGUUCGUGCUCGAUGGAGCAGGGCAAGGGGAGCGGCAGUUUAACUUUGAAGAACCAACGACGGGCCGACUCCUGGUCAAGCAAUAUAUGCUUCCAUUUCUCCUAGGCUUGAAGUUCAACCUGGUGGCCCUGGUUCCCCUGCUCUUUGCAGGCAUCUGUCUGCUACUCAAGAAGUCAUUAUUUUUAGUCAAGUUGGCGAUAUAUGUGAGCAGCUUUCUAGGACUAGGUGGAGUAAUGGGCUCCUUGGGUGGUUUGGCUGUCGGCGGGCUGGGAGGCGGUAGUUUCGGUAGCUUUGGCGGCUCCAACUUUGGCUUUGGUGGCGGCUUCCAUGGCCACCGACCGGUGGGUCAUUUUCCGGGAAAAACCACAGUUUUUGGUCAAGGGGAUGAGUUGCAUCAUCAAUACGAUGUGCACGAGGCGUCGCCGUACCGUCGCACCGAACGUAAAGUUCGAUUUGAGCAACCGCGAGUCGCAGAAGCGCCGGCCCAAACACCUACUGUCCAUAAGCCCGCCCAUAAACCACCAACCGAAGACCGAUUCUAUGACUUUGAAAACCAACGAAGGCCCAGCAACAAACUACACGCAGCCAGCUUGGAGCAGGAGGGAGAUCUUCUGAUGCGAAACUUUCAGGAUGCCAGUGGCAUGAAGGGCUGGCAGGCGGUGGACGUGAGGUCCCUUUAG
Drosophila kikkawai is the source of this 1086-nucleotide messenger RNA. RefSeq names its product Osiris 10a (gene Osi10a). The record is from RefSeq and is a predicted model, not a curated record. Gene Ontology annotation, cellular component: membrane. NCBI's taxonomy places the organism in Eukaryota, Metazoa, Arthropoda, Insecta, Diptera, Drosophilidae.